AUGGACAGGGUGGGGGAGGACAUGAGAACCAAGUGCCUCCCCCGCCCGACGGUCCUGGCGGGGGACUUCAACGCCAAAGCCAGGCGUUGGGGUUGCCCCCGGGACAGUCCACAGGGCCUGGCUCUUAUGGAGUGGGCGGCGAGCCUGGACCUUACUCUCCUCAACGUAGGGGUGGGAGAGUACCUGUGUCCGCGCGCAGGGCGAAUCCAUCGUGGACUUAACUUGGGCCACGCGUCCUGCGUGCGGGCUGAUACAGGCCUGGAGGGUGGUCACAAAGUUGGAGUCACUUUCGGACCACCUCUACAUAGAGGUGGUCCUGACCGCCACCCCCCAGGAAGUGUCGGCUCGCCGCCAGGAAGGAGGGAAUACCCCUCCGCGAAGAUGGGCCCUCACAGGGUUGNAAGAUGGGCCCUCACACGGUUGAAGGAGGACGCGUUGUUGGCCUCCAUCCGUGCGGCGAUCUGGGUUUCCGAGGAGCCCGACCUCGGGACCCGGGAAGCAAUCGAGGAGGAAGUGGCGGGACUCGGGGCCAUGAUGGAGAAGGCUUGUGAUGCCGCCAUGCCCCGAGCCCACCGCUUGUCGUUCCGGUCCGCCUACUGGUGGACGGCGGAGAUUGCGGAAAAGAGGCGAUCCGCCGUCCACUGGAGGAGAUUGCUCCAAAGAGCCAGGCGGACCGGCAAUGCCGCACGGACGGAGGAGGCACAGGAGGGCUACCGAGCUGCACGGACCCUCCUGUGCGCGAAAAUCGGGGAGGCGAAGGGCAUUGCCUGGACCGAGCUGCUGGAGACCCUGGACUCCGAUCCGUGGAGGCGACCGUACCGCCUAGUUAGGCGUAAAAUGAAAG
This is a messenger RNA of Dinoponera quadriceps, 844 nucleotides long. RefSeq lists its product as uncharacterized. The record is from RefSeq and is a predicted model, not a curated record. Gene Ontology annotation, molecular function: catalytic activity. NCBI's taxonomy places the organism in Eukaryota, Metazoa, Arthropoda, Insecta, Hymenoptera, Formicidae. The annotation marks the transcript as partial. The transcript has a single exon.